Dunckerocampus dactyliophorus (ringed pipefish) is the source of this 3211-nucleotide messenger RNA. Its product is annotated as zinc finger protein 350-like. The transcript is spliced from 2 exons. The coding region runs from base 265 to 1368 and encodes 367 amino acids. Lineage: Eukaryota; Metazoa; Chordata; Actinopteri; Syngnathiformes; Syngnathidae. The record is from RefSeq and is a predicted model, not a curated record. Gene Ontology annotation, cellular component: nucleus.
UUUCCGGUACGGAUCGUAUAAUGACAGUAGCCUUCGGAGAAAAACACAAUUAACAAUUGCUACAAAUAUUUAAUGUGAACGGCAAAGAGAUUAAGUGACAGCGAAAGACAGUUUUAUUAAUGUCAGGAUAAACUCGUCUCGGUGAACUUUGAAGCUUCUCAGGCUAGCUUAGUUUGCUAGCUGCUAACAAAGAAAUCCGGAAGUUAUCGACACAUCGCUAAGCAGCGAUCAAGUGUGAGUGGAACGUGUUGUAGUUGUGGGAAAAUGUGUAAAAUACAAAUGCUGAGAGAGUUGGUGAAUCAGCGACUAACUGCGGCUGUUGAGGAAAUAUUUGGAGUGUUAGAAAGAACCAUAGCGGGGUACGAGGAGGAACUUUCUCGAACAAAAGAGGAGAACGAGCGACAACGUCGACUACUGGACGCUGUUUUCAAGAAGCCUCAAGUUGUGUUACACAGAGCAGGUGCGAGUGAAGAACGUCUUCUCCUUGAGCAACAGGAGUGGAAGUCCAGGAUGGAAGAGGAGGCGCCACAGCCCCCCAACAUUAAAGAGGAAGAGGAGGAUCACAGCAUCAGUCAGGAAGGAGAGCAUCUUGCAGGACCGGAGGAGUUCCCAGUGAAUGUUGUCCCUGUGAAGAGUGAAGAUGAUGAAGACAAAAAUCAAAGUGAGGUGGAGAGAGAGGUGGAGCCUCCAAGCAGCAGCUCCACUCAUCACAUGACAACAGAAGCUGAUGGAGACCACUGUGGAGGAUCACAAGCAGACAACCUCUUAGCUCCACUAUCAGAUAGUGACGACAUAACGUCACACUCUCCUGACACUGAUGAUGAAGACUCUGAAGCUGAUAUGACAUGUCACACUGACAACACAUGCUGGAAAUGCUCUCAAUGUGAACAAACUUUUGUUAACAAGGGAAAUCUGAACAGACACAUGAAACAGCACACAGGAGAGAAACCUUUCACCUGCUCGUUUUGUGGUAAAAGCUUCAUUGCUAUGUCAAAUUUGAAAUUACACAUAACCGUGCACACUGGAGAGAAAGCUUUUCUUUGCACGCUGUGUGGUAAGAGAUUCACUCAAAAUGGUGAUUUAAGAAAACACACAAGAACACACACUGGGGAGAAACCUUUUUCUUGCACGUUGUGCGGUAAAAGAUUCAAUCAAAAAGGCGAUUUAAGAAAACACACAAGAAUACACACUGGAGAGAAACCAUUUCCUUGCACAGUGUGUAGUAAAAGAUUUUCUGACCAGUCACAUUUGAAAGUACACACAAGAAUACACACUGGAGAGAAACCUUUUCCUUGCAAGGUGUGUGGUAAAGGUUUCCAUAAAAAAUGUGAUUUAAAAAGACACACUAGAGUACACACGGGAGAGUAACCAUUUCCUUGCACUGUGUGUGGUAAAAGAUUUUCUGAGACGUCUUAUUGGAAAGUACAUCCAAGAACAAACAAAGUACAAACUUGACUGAACACAAAAAGGGAAGUACGAAUAAGCAAGAGUAUUACUCUUAAAAAAAAUUCGAAAACCAUGCAUGUUAGGUUGAUUGGCGACUCUAAAUUGUCCAUAGGUAUGAAUGUGAGUGUGAAUGUUUGUUUGUCUAUAUGUGCCCUGCGAUUGACUGGCGACCAGUCCAGGGUGUACCCCGCCUGUUGCCCAAAGUCAGCUGAGAUAGACCCUUUUGAGGAUUAAGCAGCAUAGAAAACGAAUGAACACGCUUCUUCUUUUAGACUUGACAAUUGUACUUUUUACCCUGAAAGGAAAACUGCACUUUUUUGGAAUUAUUUAAUCAUCCACAUUGAUUUCACAUAGCAACAUAGAAAUGAACGGCUAACCCUUGCGUGAACUUUUCCAAACUCAAAAAUAAAAACACAGCAGCAGUGGCGGCAGUUCCAAUAUGUAGCCUUACCUUUUUGGUAGUGGUCUGAGGCACUGUGUGAGCGGGCGUGUGUGGUGAAGCUGGUCUCUAGCCGGCUAGUAGCUAGCCGAUGUGUUGUGGCGAAGUGUCAAUGCACUAACCUAGUUCCAUCGGCGUAAUGUUAAUAAUAAUAAUAAUAAUAAAGUAUAUGUAGCUUGAUUAAUAGGCAUGUCAUAUUAUUUGUAAAUGGAGCUUUUUUGGAGCUUUUUGGAGUCUUUUUGACAAGGCUUUAUAGGCGGAAUAAGUGUGUCCCAUUAUGUGCAGUAAUCAGCUGUCUCAUUUUAUCUGUCUUUAUAUCUUUUAGAAUGCACAGUAAAGAGAAAGACAUGCGUUCAUGUCUCACAUGAUGAUUGUGGAUGAUGGGCAAUAUUCCAAAAAAAAAAAAACAGUGCAGUUUUCCUUUUAAUGAAAGAAACACACACAAAAGGGUUUGCAUUUGUUUGAUUCCUAGCCAGGAUUGUGCCAGGAAGGGCAUCCGGUGUAAAAAUCUCAAAUCAAUCAGUUAUAUUGAUAUAACACUGUGGUAAGAAAAAGUAUCUACCUUUUUGGAAUUUUCUGGUUUUCUGAAUAAAUUUGUCAUACAGUGUGAUUGCUCUUCAUGUAAGUCAGAAUUAAGUAAAAAUGAGUGAAUACAUUUGUCCUAACCAAAAUGUUUUAUAUCAUUGCUUUUUCCCAGCAGUGGUAACUAUAUUAGGUUCAUUCUUAAAAAUCAUUGCACACUGACACGGAGCCCAGGAAACAGCUGGUGUGUUUUUUCAUCGCAUGUGCCCGUAAUAUAAGGCGUGCACACGCACGUCCACUGCACAAAAUGAAGCCAACACCAGUAAGAAUUUCAUAUUCUGUUCUUGAAUAAGGUUUAAAAACAUGAAAUGAUGUCGCACACACGUAUUAUGACAAGAGCCAAAAAGCUCCAUUUACCCAUCCACACACAAGUUAGAAGGUGGUGUCAUUGAGCCCCACCCCUCUGCCACACAAACUGCAGACCUGUGGAAAACACUGAUGUCAUUUUCAGAGACAAGUGAUUGGUCAGUGAGCGGACCUUGUAUCAAAUAUUUCUCAUUGCUGAAUAUAACCUGACUAAGGAGUGGAGUUACCGUGGUGACAUAUCCUGCUAAGAAGUUAACCAGUUUCAUAGUACUGCAUAUUUGGAGCUAAGCCUCGUAAUUUAUAACGAAUACAUGUAUAAUUUAUAGUUCAUUUUCAAUGUAUCAUUUUAACAAUCAAACUCCAAUUACCUUCAGUUCUUUAUAUUCUUUGAUUAUAUUGCCUUUGUUUUUUAUUUCAAUGAAAUUUGAGUUGGUUUAU